This is a messenger RNA of Phodopus roborovskii (desert hamster), 2123 nucleotides long. RefSeq names its product RNA polymerase II associated protein 3 (gene Rpap3). The record is from RefSeq and is a predicted model, not a curated record. The coding region runs from base 32 to 2017 and encodes 661 amino acids. NCBI's taxonomy places the organism in Eukaryota, Metazoa, Chordata, Mammalia, Rodentia, Cricetidae. The transcript has 17 exons. Gene Ontology annotation, molecular function: protein binding.
GACGCCGCGCGUCUCCCUGGCGGCGGUCAGAAUGACUUCAACAAGUAAGGCGAUAGAAUUACAGCUACAAGUGAAGCAAAAUGCAGAGGAAUUGCAGGACUUCAUGAGGGACUUAGAGCACUGGGAAAAUGAUAUUAAACAAAAGGACAUGGAACUGAGAAGACAAAGUGGUGUUCCUGAAGAGAAUUUACCUCCUAUUCGAAAUGGGAAUUUUAGGAAAAAGAAGAAAGGCAAAGCUAAAGAUUCUUCCAAAAAAACCAAAGAAGAAAAUACAAAAAACAGGAUAAAAUCUUUCGAUUAUGAUGCCUGGGCCAAACUUGAUGUGGACAGUAUCCUUGAUGAACUUGACAAAGAAGAUAGCACCCACGAUUCUGUGUCCCAGGAAUCGGAGUCAGAAGACGAUGGUGUUCGAGUAGAUUCCCAGAAGGCUCUUGUUCUAAAAGAAAAGGGCAAUAAAUACUUCAAACAAGGAAAAUAUGAUGAAGCAAUUGAAUGCUACACAAAAGGCAUGGAUGCUGACCCAUAUAAUCCUGUGUUGCCAACAAACAGAGCAUCAGCUUACUUUAGAUUGAAAAAAUUUGCCGUUGCUGAGUCUGACUGUAAUUUGGCAAUUGCCUUGAGCAGGAGUUACACCAAGGCUUACAUCAGACGAGGUGCUGCUCGGUUUGCUCUGUGGAAAUUAGAGGAGGCCAGAAAAGAUUAUGAAAAAGUAUUAGAACUGGAACCAGGUAACUUUGAAGCAACAAAUGAACUCAAGAAAAUUGAUAAGGCUUUAACAUCCAAAGAAAACUCACAUCCCAAAGAAGUUGCUACAGUGAUUAAACCAACUGAAGGGGAGAAAAAGCAAAUCGAGGAACAGCAGAACAAGCAGAAGGCCAUUUCAGAGAAAGAUCUGGGGAAUGGAUUUUUCAAAGAGGGAAAAUAUGAGAGAGCAAUUGAAUGUUACACUAGAGGGAUAGCUGCCGAUGGUACCAAUGCCCUCCUUCCAGCUAACAGAGCCAUGGCCUACCUUAAGAUUCAGAAAUAUGAAGAGGCUGAAAGGGACUGCACACAAGCUAUCUUACUUGACGGCUCCUAUGCAAAGGCUUUUGCCAGGAGAGGAACUGCAAGAACAUUUUUGGGAAAGAUCAAUGAGGCCAAGCAAGAUUUUGAAACUGUGUUACUUCUGGAACCUGGAAAUACGCAGGCAGUUACUGAGCUUUCCAAAAUUAAAAAGGAAUUAAUUGAGAAAGGACAUUGGGAUGAUGUCUUUCUUGACUCCACACAAAGACACAACGUGAUAAAACCUGUAGAUAAUCCGCCUCAUCGUGGGUCACCUAAAGCACUUAAGAAGAUUUUUAUUGAAGAAACUGGCAAGUUGGUGGAGACUGUUGAUGCUUCAGAUGGCACUGCCGAUGCUCCCCAGAGUCAUCGAGCAAAGGCAACAGCCGCUGAGGGCCCCGAAAGCAAGAAGAAUUCAAGCCAUGGGGACAACUUGCCCGCAGGUGAUACUCCAAGAGCCAAAGUGUUGAAAAUAGAAGAAGUCAGUGACACUUUGGCCCUACAACCACAGGUAGAUUCAAAGCAGGACAUGGGCCAGUCUUCCAGUGAGAAGAUCCCUGUGAAGGUGGAGCAGAUGCCGGAUCAGUUUGCCACUGCUGUUCUGCCUCCAGUCCCUGCCAACUCCUUCCAGCUUGAGUCUGACUUCCGACAGCUGAGAAGUUGCCCAGAUAUGUUGUAUGAGUAUUUAAAGAAAAUUGAACCAUCUUUGUAUCCGAAGUUGUUUCAGAAGAACCUAGAUCCAGAUGUAUUCAAUCAAAUCAUUAAAAUUUUACAUGACUUUUACAUUGAGAAAGAAAAGCCAGCUCUUAUCUUUGAAAUCUUACAGAGGCUUUCUCAACUGAGAAGGUUUGACAUGGCAGUGAUGUUCAUGUCAGGACCUGAGAAAAAGAUCACAAAUAUAUUAUUCAGUCACUUAGAAAAAUCAGAAUUGAAGGAGGAUUCUGUUGAAGAACUCAAGAAAAGAUAUGGUGGCUGACCAUGGUUGAUGAGGUUAUUUUGUCUUCUACAUGUACAUUAUUUUUCUCAUUGAAAUCAAGUGUUUUGUUUGUCUUUUUAAGAAAAUGAAAUCAUACCUGAGAGAA